CCCACGACAAGACCACCAUACCGUCCCGAUUCUUUCUGCCUAACGCGCUACUUCCGGUCCACCGUUGCCCACAAAAUCUCAACCGCCUUUCUCCAAUCUACAAGAGACCAUCACUCGACAGACCAGCAACACAGAGCUUCAUGGAGCAAGGAGAUAUACCCGAGGAUGCUAACGAGCAUUGCCCAGGUCCUCAGUCUGAUUCUGCUGGAAAAUCUGAUGCAUGUGAAGGAUGCCCAAAUCAGGAAAUUUGUGCUACUGCCCCUAAAGGACCUGACCCUGAUUUGGUUGCCAUUGCAGAAAGAAUGGCCACUGUGAAACAUAAGAUAUUGGUCUUAUCAGGAAAAGGAGGUGUUGGCAAGAGCACAUUUUCUGCCCAACUAGCAUUUGCUUUAGCUGCAAGGGAUUUUCAGGUUGGUCUUCUUGAUAUUGACAUUUGUGGUCCAAGCAUCCCAAAGAUGCUUGGUCUAGAAGGUCAAGAGAUACACCAGAGCAACCUUGGGUGGUCUCCUGUCUAUGUGGAGUCUAAUCUUGGGGUCAUGUCGAUUGGGUUCAUGCUUCCUAAUCCAGAUGAAGCUGUUAUAUGGAGAGGUCCUCGCAAAAAUGGGCUUAUCAAGCAGUUUUUAAAAGAUGUUUAUUGGGGUGAACUUGAUUUUCUAAUUGUUGAUGCUCCACCUGGAACAUCUGAUGAACACAUUUCAAUUGUUCAAUGCCUAGAUCCCAAUAAUGUAGAUGGUGCAAUCAUAGUUACCACUCCUCAACAAGUCUCUCUCAUUGAUGUGAAAAAAGAAGUGAAUUUUUGCAAGAAAGUUGGAGUGAAAGUUCUUGGGGUUGUAGAGAAUAUGAGUGGCCUGUCCCAGCCUAUCUCAAAUCUCAAGUUUAUGAAGGUUACAGAUAAUGGUGAGAUGAAAGAUGUAACAGAGUGGAUAUCCGAAUACAUGAGAGAAAAAGCGCCUGAAAUGCUGAAUCUAAUUGCCUGCAGUGAAGUAUUUGAUAGUAGUGGCGGUGGAGCGUUGAAGAUGUGCAAGGAGAUGGAGGUACCCUUUCUUGGUAAGGUUCCUUUAGACCCGCAGCUUUGCAAGGCAGCUGAAGAAGGUAGAUCAUGUUUUGCAGAUAAAAAUUGUGUUGUGAGUGCUCCAGCGUUACAAAAGAUAAUAGAUAAGUUGAUGGAAACUAGUGGGUUGUCAAUGACGGUAAGCAAUGGAGUGUAGGAGAUUUACUUCAUGUUCAUCUUUGUAAAUUGGAACCUUAUAGACAGAAAAUUCAUUUUUCUGUCUUAAGCCUGGUAAUAUUAAAUUAUACUAUGGAGUUAAGGCAAUUUGCGAGCAGGGCUAUUGUAUUUUAGACAGCUAUUUUACAAUGUAGUUUACAUUACUAUUUACAUUAAAAUAAUACCUUCAAUUUGUUUUUUGCA
Molecule: messenger RNA, 1411 nt
Organism: Vicia villosa (hairy vetch)
Lineage: Eukaryota; Viridiplantae; Streptophyta; Magnoliopsida; Fabales; Fabaceae
Product: cytosolic Fe-S cluster assembly factor NBP35
Exons: 4
Coding region: 141-1208 (355 amino acids)
Biological process (GO): iron-sulfur cluster assembly
Cellular component (GO): cytosol
Molecular function (GO): ATP-dependent FeS chaperone activity; ATP binding; 4 iron, 4 sulfur cluster binding
Source: RefSeq, a predicted model, not a curated record